AUGGAAUUUCUUCAGUUUCCCCUAGCUCUUUGCUUGGCAAUGGCGGUCAUUUUUCUCUUCAUGUUGUGGAGGUUGUUAUAUUCUUGCUGGGUUUUGCCAAACCAGGCAUACCAGAAGCUUAGGAGGAAUGGAUUUAGUGGUCCAACUCCAAGUUUUCCUCUAGGAAAUAUUGUUGAUAGGAAGAAGAGUCUCCACUCUUCUUCUUCAUCUUCUUUAAGCCUCACACAUGAUAUCCAUUCAAAAGUAUUUCCAUACUUUUAUCUAUGGCAGAAACUGCAUGGGAAGGUGUUUAUUUAUUGGUUGGGGACAGAGCCAUUUCUAUACAUUGCAGACCCUGAGUUUCUAAGAAAGAUUUCGGCUGAUGUUAUGGGCAAGAGUUGGGGAAAGCCCACUGUGUUUAAAAAUGAUAGAAAACCCAUGUUUGGUAAUGGUUUGGUUAUGGUUGAAGGUGAUGAGUGGGUUCGUCACCGGCAUAUUAUUACCCCUGCAUUUUCUCCUGCAAAUUUGAAGACUAUGUCAAGCAUGACGGUGGAAUCAACCACAAACAUGCUCGAUCGGUGGACGGCCCUAAUCACCUCUGGAAAGCCCGAAAUCGACGUGGAGACAGAAAUCACGAGCACAGCCGGAGAGAUCAUAGCGAAGACGAGCUUCGGAAUGAGCUACGAAAAUGGGAAAGAAGUGUUCGAAAAACUAAGAGCCAUGCAAAUGGCACUUUUCAAAUACACCCGUUACGUGGGUGUGCCCUUUAGCAAUUUCAUGUGUCCUAUUCAAAAUUCAGAGGCUAAAAAGCUUGGGAAAGAGAUUGAUGCUAUGCUAUUAUCAAUUAUAACGUCAAGAAAAUCAAAUGUAGGGCAGCCCCAGAAGGACCUUCUGAGCUUAUUAAUGGCGGAGAGCCAGGUGGGUGGGUCGUCGGAGAAGAAGUUGACGGCGAGUGAGCUGGUGGAUGAGUGUAAAACAUUCUUCUUCGGAGGCCAUGAGACAACUGCUUUGGCUUUGACGUGGACGUUGCUACUCUUGGCCAUGCACACUGAGUGGCAGAAUCAGCUGAGAGAAGAGAUCAAAGAAGUGAUUGGAGAUGGAGAGAUUGAUGCCACCAUGCUUGCAAGACUAAAGAAGAUGGGAUGGGUAAUGAAUGAGGUUCUACGGCUAUACUCACCGGCACCAAACGUACAACGUGGCACAAACAUGUGGAUCGACGUGGUUUCGAUGAACCACGACCGACAACUUUGGGGCGACGACGUUUAUGAGUUCAAGCCAGAGAGGUUCAAGGAUGACUCAUUGUAUGGUGGAUGCAAGCACAAGAUGGGGUUUUUGCCUUUUGGGUUUGGAGGGAGAAUGUGUGUGGGAAGAAACUUGAGCAUGUUGGAGUACAAGAUUGUUUUAACUCUUAUUGUCACUAGGUUUUCGUUUUCCCUGUCCCCAAACUACUGCCAUUCUCCCUCUAUCAUGUUGUCUCUCAGGCCUACCCAAGGCCUACCUCUUAUAUUUCAACAACUGUAG
Messenger RNA from Ilex paraguariensis (yerba mate), 1500 nucleotides. The record is from the annotation of a GenBank genome assembly. Lineage: Eukaryota; Viridiplantae; Streptophyta; Magnoliopsida; Aquifoliales; Aquifoliaceae.